Messenger RNA from Dendrobium catenatum, 1801 nucleotides. Its product is annotated as arogenate dehydratase/prephenate dehydratase 6, chloroplastic-like. The transcript has a single exon. Bases 289 to 1680 code for a protein of 463 amino acids. Gene Ontology annotation, cellular component: chloroplast; cytoplasm. Gene Ontology annotation, molecular function: prephenate dehydratase activity; arogenate dehydratase activity. Lineage: Eukaryota; Viridiplantae; Streptophyta; Magnoliopsida; Asparagales; Orchidaceae. The record is from RefSeq and is a predicted model, not a curated record. Gene Ontology annotation, biological process: L-phenylalanine biosynthetic process.
AUUGGCCGUGUUCACCAAACCAUCUCCGUUACUUCCUCUCACCCUCUCUCGCCGCAGACUAUGCUUCCGUCUCCCACCAAACCCUCCACUUUCUUCUACGCAUAAAAUCCCAAUCUCCCCAAGCCCAAACCAGCUUGGGGUUCUUCUCCGUCGAGAACUUCUCAAGCUUUAUCCCCUUCUAUUCGCCGACUGUUUCGCUCCUCCAAGCGAGCAGCGCUGUUUCCAUUAAUAUAUAUUUAUUUAUUUAUACAUAUUUCCCUAGAUUUUAGCGGUUGUCUGAGUUUAUCCAUGGCGGCGAUUCUAUCCUCCCAUCCCCCAAAUCAGGCGUCCGUCAGAGCCGCCGCCACUAACCCCAGCAGCCACCCCGCCCACCAGCUUACCCUCAGCUCCCGCCCUGCUCUCCCCCUUCGUCCCCGGACCCGAUUCCCUUGCGUACAGUGCAUUUAUCGGCCGGACUUCUCCGGAAAAGGCGCCAUCGGGUCUAACCGAGCCGAUUGGCUCAGCACCUGCGCUAUACUCUCCAGCAAGGUCGCCGUAUCUAAGAAACAGGAGGAGACAGACAAGCCCGUUCCCGGAGAUGGCGACAGCAAUAAAGGCGUAUCAGGUGAUGAAGCCGGCGGAAAGCUUUCCCCCGUCGUUUCCGCGGUGAACGGGCAUAUAUCUGGGUCGGCGACGUUAGAUCUGGUUCCGAUCUGUAACCUCCCCAAAGCACUGACCAUCUCCGACCUCUCCCCGGCUCCGAUGCACGGAUCCCAACUACGCGUGGCCUACCAGGGCGUCCCCGGCGCGUACAGCGAGGCAGCAGCCGGGCGCGCGUACCCUAACUGCGAGGCCAUUCCCUGCGACCAGUUCGAGGUUGCUUUCCAAGCCGUGGAGCUUUGGAUCGCCGACCGCGCCGUGCUCCCAGUCGAAAACUCCCUUGGCGGCAGCAUCCACCGUAACUACGAUCUCCUUCUACGCCACCGUCUGCACAUCGUUGGCGAGGUUCAGCUGCCGGUUCAUCACUGCCUCCUCUGCCUCCCUGGCGUCCGCAAGGAGUACCUCACCCGCGUCAUCAGCCACCCCCAAGCCCUAGCGCAGUGCGAGCACACCCUCACAAACCUUGGUCUAAACGUUGCCCGCGAGGCAUUCGACGAUACGGCUGCGGCAGCCGAGUACGUGGCGACAAACGGACUGCGCGACACGGCGGCGAUCGCGUCGUCUCGGGCUGCAGAGCUCUACGGCCUUCAGAUCCUCGCCGACGGAAUACAAGACGACUCCGGCAACGUGACGCGGUUCGUGAUGUUAGCGCGGGAACCAAUCAUUCCUCGCACAGAUCGACCUUUCAAAACGAGCAUCGUCUUCGCCCACGAUCGCGAAGGGACGUCUCUGCUCUUCAAAGUGCUCUCUGCCUUCGCCUUCCGUGACAUCUCGCUCACCAAAAUCGAAAGCCGUCCACACCGUAACCGCCCCAUCCGCCUCGUCGACGACGCCAACGUAGGCACAGCUAAGCACUUCGAGUACCUCUUCUACCUCGAUUUCGAAGCUUCCAUGGCCGAGACACGCGCGCAGAACGCCCUCGCCGAGAUUCAGGAGUUCACUUCCUUCCUCCGCGUUCUUGGCAGCUACCCAAUGGACAUGACUCCUUGGAACGCUCCAUCUUCGCCUUCAUCAGCCUCUUCUCCUUCCCCUCCUCUGUAAUUGAUGAGUUGAUUAUAUGUAUCUUCCAUCGGAAAAUCGCAGCAAUGCGCCGCCGGCUGGUUUGCGGGGAAGACGCCGCUGGUAGAUUUCCGGUUUUUUUUUUUCUAAAACUGUUCAUUUA